AUGACUUUAAGUGAUGGCCACUAUCGCAUCACAGGAAUUCAGGAUGGUCUGGAUCCCGAUGGAGACAACUUUCUUCGUGAGGUUCCUGUUCGUAUGGAUGUUGAUGAGUGGUUCCUCUCUCAGGAACCUAUCCAUAUUAACCAGCGCGCCCUGUUUUUCCCUGCCUUCUGGGCUUUCUCUCAAACGAGUCCUCAUGAGAGGUUGUCCUGGUUCCAAAUUGCUGGAAUCCACGGGAAGCCUUUUGUUGCGUGGGACGAAGAUGCGCAGGAGGGCAAGACAGAAAAUGGAUACUGCACUCACAACAGUAUCCUCUUUACUACCUGGCAUCGACCCUACAUGCUGCUCUGGGAGCAAGUUAUCUGUGACAUGAUGAAGAAGGAGGCUGAGAAGUUCCAAGAGAACGACCGAGAGGAACUUCUUGACGCAGCCAAGUCCUGGCGAUUUCCCUUUUGGGACUGGGCAGGAAAGAAGCAAAGCCCAGGUAAGGAUGGGAAAUAUGACUACCACAUCCCACUGGUGGUUCAGAUUGAGGAACUUUAUAUCAGAAGUCCCUCUGGCUUCAGUACUGUGAAGAACGGAUUUUACCAAUACACCAUGCCCGGAGGCGUGACCAUGGGGGAUGAAAGCCUGAAGGAUCCCAGUGACCCCGAGAACCCACUCAAAGAUCUGAGAAUUACACCAAAUACCGGGAAGACGCACAGUGGACUAAAGUACACUCUUCCUUUUGACGAGUGUUCUGGCACCAGCCGAUACGCUGAUGGUCACAGAUCGAUCGACCAGAACUGGACGAAUGGGAAACAGAACAACAAGAUGAUUGAACAAGCCAUGCGCGGCUACGAGUGGGACCCAGUGUCUAACACCGACAACGAAGACAAGAAAACCUGGGGUAAGCAGCGAAGUAAACUGACAGCCAGUUUGCGAGAAGCAUUUUAUCGAGUUCUUACGAUCGAAAGGUUCGAGGAUUUUGCGACGAAGCGGAUGCCAGAUAUGGAACCAGAGUCCAAGUCGGGUCCUGGCUAUAAUCAAAAGGGCUAUGCGUUUGAUUCAAUUGAGAACAUCCACGACAAUUUGCAUGGGUGGUGUGGUGGAGACGUGACUACUGUUAAUGAUGGCAUCGCCCUGUUGGGACACAUGUCUGAUGUUACAGUUGCUGCUUUCGACCCAAUCUUUUGGCUUCACCAUUGUAACAUCGAUCGUAUGUUUGCUAUGUGGCAGAUAUUACAUGAGGAUCAGUGGUUCAGUGACAGUGAUAUCCGUAACAAGGACGAAGGUAACUUCUGGAUCAAGGCUGGCCACACAUUUAAAUCCACCGAUGAGUUGCGUCCCUUUCGCAAUGAAAAUGGAGACUACUAUACUUCCAAUGCGGUGCGGGAAGUGACUAGGCUGGGUUACACCUAUCCAGGUCUUGAGAAGUGGCUGUACCUGAAACCAGAUGGAUCCUACGACAAGGAAGGACACCUGGACGCUCUACGUGAGACACUGUCGAGAAAUUACAAUGCUUCAUGGGAGGCUGUGCAAGCGUCACACUUGUCACAAGCUAUCCAGGGCCAAAAUGGUCUGCCUGUGUUGAGCUUUGGAGAGUAUAGAGAGAAUGCGGUGGAUUUGCUUGGGGUCGAUGAUUACGUGAUCGACGUGGAGUACGACAAAUUCGCUCUCAGUGGGAGGGGGUUCACCGUCAGCAUUUUCAUCGGCAGAGUACCUAAGCAUUCACCGUACACCAUGGGACAAGUGGAUUCUCUUGUGGGCCAGAUUAUCAAUUUCUCAUCAGAUGUUCCAGCAUCAAAUAUUCGAGGUUGCCAAAACUGUCGAAAACAACAAGAAGAGAAGAUAAUCUCAACCGGCCGUGUCGUGCUCACUAAUGCUCUUAUUACACGAUGGAAGUACCAGAUUAAGCACACUCCACAUCUCGCUGGUGGUGAAUCUGUGCUUCGUGGCAUGGAACCAGACAAUGUUAUCCCGUUCCUCAAGGAUAACCUCCACUGGCGCGUUACCUCGAUGGGCGAGGAUGUCAGUGGGAGCCAGAUCCCUUCUCUGAAGGUGUUACUUGGAGUUGGAAAGGCUGAUUAUUAUGCUGACAGGGCGAAGAUGUCCCGAUUCUAUAAUUACGAGCAUAUAGAUAUAGAAAGGUUUAGUGGCAUGUGCUACUGGUCCAAACAGCAUAUGUUUGGCAUCAAGCAAUUGUGGAUGUGCACGAAGACUAUUGUCAAGAUUAUAGAGCACGAUAGUAGUAGAUAG
Messenger RNA from Fusarium coffeatum, 2235 nucleotides. RefSeq lists its product as uncharacterized. The coding region runs from base 1 to 2235 and encodes 744 amino acids. Gene Ontology annotation, molecular function: oxidoreductase activity. The record is from RefSeq and is a predicted model, not a curated record. Lineage: Eukaryota; Fungi; Ascomycota; Sordariomycetes; Hypocreales; Nectriaceae. The transcript is spliced from 7 exons.